AUCUGGAGGUGUUCGCUGCGCAUGUUUGUCAGAACGUUACCAACAGGAGUUAAACAAUCGAAACGAAUAUCAGUAUACGUCAGUACAUCUUUGCUACGCUCGAAAAAUGGAUGACAAAGAACAAGAAAAGCAGAAUGAGAUUAUACGGAAGAGAAUACUUGACGUGCAGCAAAUACGUGUUGUAGAAUGUCCGUCGGACUCACCAUGGCUCAGGCCCGUUCGGAUGCAUUACCAACAAGAUGGCGAGCGCAAGGAUUGGGACAUGGUAAGGGCGCACGACGCUGUGAGCAUAAUCAUUUUCAACACCACACGAAAGAAGCUGGUGUUCGUUCGACAAUUCCGUCCGGCUUUCUUCUAUACGUUUGUCCCGGAGAAACGUGGCCCAGUUGACCUUCAACAGUAUCCACCGACACUAGGUGUAACCCUAGAACUAUGCGCCGGUAUCGUGGACAAAGAUAAAUCUCUCGUCGAGAUUGCGAGGGAUGAAGUAAGAGAAGAAUGUGGAUACGAAGCACCAUCGGAGGCCUUUAAAUAUAUCAUUACUUUCAGGAAUGUUUCUACUUCUGUCUCCAAACACACACUUUACUAUGCGGAAGUCACAGAUGAAAUGCACACACAUCCUGGAGGGGGUGCUGCGUCUGAAGGGGAACUGAUCGAAGUGGUAGAAUUGAGCAUCCCAGAAGUGAAAGAGUACAUCAAUUCUGAAGAAGUCCAAAGCCCUCCGAGCUUAUUGUACGGUAUUACCUGGUUUCUACUUAACAAACCUGAACACUGUUCACUAACUUAAAAUCGAAUACUUAUCCAAAAUUGGUGAAACUACUUAUUUCUGGUCAUAAUCUAAAUAAAAGGAUUUUCCUUUA
Molecule: messenger RNA, 860 nt
Organism: Ceratina calcarata
Lineage: Eukaryota; Metazoa; Arthropoda; Insecta; Hymenoptera; Apidae
Product: uridine diphosphate glucose pyrophosphatase
Exons: 3
Coding region: 107-787 (226 amino acids)
Biological process (GO): nucleoside phosphate metabolic process; ribose phosphate metabolic process
Molecular function (GO): UDP-sugar diphosphatase activity; metal ion binding
Source: RefSeq, a predicted model, not a curated record